Messenger RNA from Symbiodinium pilosum, 1104 nucleotides. NCBI's taxonomy places the organism in Eukaryota, Dinophyceae, Suessiales, Symbiodiniaceae. The record is from the annotation of a GenBank genome assembly.
AUGCAUACCCUUGCAUCCACCGUUGCGCCCUGGGAGUGUGGCAGCUUUCGCUUUGUGAAAAAGUUGGAGGAUGCAGCUCGGAACCACGGGCGGGUGGACAUGAUGGAAACCGAUGAAGGUGAGCAGCUGCCUGUGGCCGUCAAGAGAAUGCCGAACAGUUGGAUUCGAUCAGGUCCCGAAGAGUUUGCGGGAAAGCAUCCCUCUGAGUGUGAGAACCCGUGGCGCAACAUUGGCAUGCUGGCCGAACUCAAGAAGAAGGGCUAUGCUGCGACUUGCGAGUUGUUGGGUGUUUUCAGAGAUGAAGCUCACACAUAUGCAGUCACAACACUGGCCACUGGAGGCGACCUGUUUGCUUGGUGCGAAAACCGUCCGCGUCCGACCCCAGAUCGAGAGGCGGAGAUGUUGCCAUUAGUGGCCCAGACAUUCAGUGCGGUAGAGUGGCUGCAUUCGCUGGGAGUAGCGCAUCGAGACCUGUCGCUAGAGAACAUCUUGCUGACAGGGCCGAGCUCCGAUGCGCCGAACACCGUGAAGCUCAUAGACUUUGGAAUGGCCUAUGUUGGUCGCGUCUGCCCGGCCGUGACAUCACUGGGGCCAGGAAAACCUUCGUAUCAAGCUCCAGAGCUCCAUCUGCGCCGCGAGUAUGAUGGCUUCCAAGCAGAUUCAUUUGCACUAGGGGUUGUGGUCUAUGCCAUGGCUGUGGGAAAUUAUCCAUGGCAGUCGACUAAGCCUGGACGAUCCCGGAUUUUUGAUUGGGUGAGCUGCCACGGCAUUCGCCGAUACUUCCACCGCAGUGACAUUGUUGACUGCUUCUCACCGGCCCUGAUUGAACUCAUGGCCGAGCUGCUGCACCUGCUGCCUUCGGAGAGGACUGGGCUUGUGAAAUCCAGGUGCAGCUCAUCCAAGGUCUCGCAGCGAACAGUGUGGGAUUGCCAAUGGCUUGCAGCCCCUGCAACUCAAGGCAAGUGGCGGGCGAUGUCCAGCACAUCUGUCAGCACCAUGGCAACGGAGACAGAAUCGGAUGCCGAAGAGGCAGCAGUCACAGGUUGCCCCGUUUCCGAUUCAUCAGAGGACUCCGGCCGCGAACUACAAGCUUUUCAGGUUUGA